Molecule: messenger RNA, 5652 nt
Organism: Lytechinus variegatus (green sea urchin)
Lineage: Eukaryota; Metazoa; Echinodermata; Echinoidea; Temnopleuroida; Toxopneustidae
Exons: 24
Coding region: 187-4017 (1276 amino acids)
Cellular component (GO): perinuclear region of cytoplasm
Source: RefSeq, a predicted model, not a curated record
AAAUGACGUCAACGUUACUGGGCAAUGGUAUACAAUAUGGCCGCCGUUCGGCUGCAACAUUCUGUUGGUGAAAGAAAGAAGUUUAUCUUUAUUUAAUUUAGCAAGAGCUACCGUACGGUACUUGGUGUGCUGACUUCUUUAUUCCUGUUCGAAGAGGUGGAAUAGUGUUUCCAAGCCGAAGUCAAAAUGCCACCAAAAAAGAAAAAGGCAGCCCGAGAUCCUGAUACCGCUGAAGCUGUUCUUGAAGAUGAUGAACAAGAAAUUAGAACCGAAAAGAAAAAGAUAAAAGGAAAGGGCAAGAAAAAGAAGAAGAAAGCUCCUCUUGACACAACAGCACCAGUAGAUGAAGAGGCAUUAGGACUGGUGAAUGCCACUCUUGAGGAAGAACCACAACCAGAGGAUGCUGGUACAGCUGUGGAGGAAAAUAAGGAGGAUGCAGCCAGAACUAGAUCCCCUGAGCUGGAAGAAGACCAGGCCAUAAAAGAAGCAGAAGAAACCGAGGAUGCAGAACUUCAAAGAGACAAACAUCAACACUUCUCAUCUGCAGCUGACCAGGGGGAUGGACUAGGAGGUGAUGAACCUCAUGAUGAUCAUGAUCCUAGUCCUAAUGGAGAAGACACGGUUGUCCCAAGUCAAGAAAUCCCUCAGGCAGACACAGAACCCCAGAUGGAAGGCAUCACUGAUGAUGCAGAUGGGGACAGAGAAGAAAUGAAGAAACUGGACGAUGCUGCCGAGGAGAUGAUCGUGAGGCUGGAUACAGAAGAGAAGACUCGCAGUCGAGUGAACCCAGAAGAGUAUGACAAUGCUGACCCAAAAGACUUUGGAAUCGAAGUGGAGUCCGACGAUGAGUAUAAGUAUCUCCCACCAAGCAACGACGACCUGCCCAACCUGGAGAACCUGAUAGGCACCCUGGAGGAGGGAGACAGCGAGCUCCACACGGAGCGGGAGCCACCGACCCUCUUCAACAGACCGGAGCACGAACCCAGCUACCGCCAGAUCUCACACCUGCGCCAGGAGCUGGAGGAGGAGAAGAUCGACCCUUACAUUGAUCGCUUUGAGGACAACGUCCGGGACGAUGUCCUCAUGAUCGGAAACAUCUCCCUAGAGGAAGUUCAGGAGGAGGAACGUCGAUUGAGGGAUGAGCACAUUGCCUAUCAGCAGCAGGAGGCUCAGCUUGCUAGAACCAGACAAGAAGAUAUCCUCCUCAAGGAAGAACGUUCUAAGAAACAUGUCACUGAUGUCAUGAAGAAGAAGCGCAAGGAGCUUGCCCUAAGGGAGGAACUGAGCAUCCAGAGGGAGCGUCUGCUUCAGGAUCAGCUCCAUAAGACAUUCAAGAAGGCAGAGAAUCUCCUGAAACGGUCUCUGGAAAUAAGAAAGGGAGAGGUCAAGACUAUGUAUGGCGAUCUGAUGAUGGCUGAUGGUCAGUAUGGUGGGUCAAAAGGUCGUCGUUGGAAAGUAGACUGGAAUCGAGCUCCACAACCCAUACAGAUCAAACUCAAGUGCCUAAGAGGAGUCAAGGAUAAGCUACCUGCUGGCCGGUUCAUCCUUAUGACGUCCCUGUAUGACCGUCUGGGUGGACAUGUCUUGCGCUGGUCAAACCUACGUGGUCAAGAAUGGUCUGGGUCUACACUCCCUCUCAACCAUGAUGGCCAUUUCUAUAAUGUGGAGAUUACAAUUGAUCAGAGUCAGUUCACAGUAUGUCCGUCAAAGCCGGACAUCCGUCCAGGUAUGGUACUGGUCUUUGAGCUCUUCCUGCUCCGUGGUACCCUCCUGCCCGUUGAUAAGGUGGUGGCCUGGGGCGUAUUCCCCAUUUGUGAUGGUCAGUUUGAGGUCCUCCAGGGAAAGUAUAAAACACCAAUGCUGAGGGGAGAGAUCGAUACUCGCAUUGACCGUCAUGAGACGGUUGAGAAGCUGAUGGCAUCAGACCUAGAUCACUGGCUUUGUAAUCUCUACUUCGAGAUUGUGAGGUUGCCAAGGUACCUAGCUGGUCAGAAGGAGUAUGAGGUAGAGCUUCAAUUUUCCUCUAACCUGAUUGGGUACCCUGAUAGAAUCAAAGGAGCAGAAGAAGCCAUUGAUGGUGAAGAACCCGUCCCAGGAUCUCAGGUUGACAUGGUCUCAAGUAAUGGUGAUAACCAAUCAGCUGCUGAUGUCAAAGGGUCAAAGGUCAGUUUUGGUCUUGGCAGCGAAGAAGGAGAGGGAUCCACUCCAAGGGGAGGUAGCAGCAGCAUUGGUACAGGGAGCAUCAAGGCUGGUCUCACAAGCAGUGAGGGCAGUGUCAAGGAUAACGACAGCAUGAAACUGGAGAGCGAGGCCUCUACCAAGACCAUAGAAUCAUCUGAAGGCGUCCGUUUCCGUGGCACCAAGCCAAAGGACGAGGACCCUCCUCCAACCACUGUGGGAUCCAGGAAGCUCCUGGGCAAGUACGAGAAGGCUUACCUGGACACGGACUCUGAGUCGGAUGAGGACGAUGAAGAUUACAUCAAGAAGAAGGAAGAUGGCUUCCGACCGGUCAAGGGAGAACCUGGACUCUUCUACAAGCAACACCUGAACCCACCGCAGACCGACUACAUUCGGCGCAUGUACACCAUGAUCCCCAAGACAACUCUACUCAACCAGCGCAAGAAACGCAAGAAGCUCACUCAUCUUGAGGAGCUAGCCACCCAUGGCUUUGCUGUGCAGAAACCGUUCUCCACGAAGGGUCACACCGCUCGCCGGGGCCAUGAGAAGGUCCAGUACAUCAGUCGUCAGCUCUUUGCGGAGCUGGGCUUGUCCCAGUGGCGGUCCAGGGAGUUCUGGACCCUGAUCCUGCUCCUGUGUGUUAUCUUCUUCAUCAGGAUGUACCUUCAUUACCUAGGCCAGUGGGCCUUCCUUAACAUUAUCACAGUGCCUAUCAGCAAAUUCCAGUUCCUGCCUUACACAGUGACCCUCAACUACCAGUCAUCUCUCCUGCAGACCAGCGAAGAGGUAGCAGUGGUCAUCCUUGGACCGCUGACCAACAUCGUGAUCCUCUCCCUCCUCGUUUUCAUCUGUUGGCUCUUCCAGAAGGUGGUGGGGAAUUUCCCGGACCUCUUCUGCAAGUUCGUCAUCGUCUUCUCCAUCAUGACCCUGCUCGACCCCUUUCUCAUCGCCAUCAUCGAUGCGCCUCUUGGGCGUUAUUCCAAUACUGACAGCGAUGUACCCAUAGCAGAUGCAGCCAAACUCUAUUACCACUUCUACCGUAUCCAUGACAACGGCCUGAUGGGUAUCCUGUUGACAGUUCCCAUCAUCCUCUUCCUCUCCUUCUUGACCUGUGUCAUCUUCUACAUGUACUUCCUGCGGCUGCACAAUAACGGUCGCAUGCUGGACAUCUUCCACCGUCUCCACGCUGCAGAGGACGACUUCUUCAUGCCCUUUGACCUGGAGAUCAGCAACCAGGAGCUGGCUUACAUCUGUAACAAGGCGGAGCAGUGGAGGGGGGAGGAAGGAGAGAGACGCAAGGUGGCCGUCUACGAUUACAUUUGGGAAGAGGAAGAUGAGGAAGAUAAUUAUGAUGAGAGUCCACAGAAGACCAAAGAGGAGGAAGGCAAGCGAGAGAUCACCACUCAUGUCUCGGUCCAUACCCUUCACCUGGAUGGCUUGCGAGAGCUCUUCCGACACUUCUUACGCCUCCCAGAUGGCUCCAUUGUCGAGGUAUUUGGUGAAAUGGGCGUGGUUGGAUUAGACAAGGACUUGCGUGCUGCGCUUCAAAACCAGACCUCCGGUCUUGAGAAGUGGGCGGGAUCAGCAGAGAGCAUACACCUACUCUCCCUGGACCGGGCAGGGAUCGACCGCACCCGCCCCAAGACCCAAGGGGGCAUCGGAUCCCAGGAUCUGCUCAACAUCCCUGGGACACCAUCCCCCGCCCUCCGGAGAAAGGGGGAAGCGUUUGGGGCAGGGUCGCUUGGAGAGGGAUCCAAGAUGACCUCCCAGCCUUCUCUGCAAGUGCCUCAUAACCUUGGCGGGGCAUCGCCCACCAACAGUGAAGUAGAAGAGAUGUAAGAAAGUAGUACUGUACGAGUCUGGUCUGCUUGCACCAGUGGCAGAUUGAGUGUUUCAUAAGGCUGUUCGUUAAGUUACUAAUGACUGUAUGAACGACUGGUGAACCUUUGAUACAAACCAUGUUUCUGUUGUUGUUAAUCUAGUUCCUAAGAAAAGGUCACCAGUCUUUGGUAAGUUUUAUGAAACACCGACCAUGUUAGAUAUAAUACAUUGUCAGCACUAUGAGGAUGAGAAAUCUAAAAAAAAACAAAAAACUAUCAUUAUUAAGCUGGUUGUUUGCAUCUCGUUGAAUAUUUCUUCUCAAUUUCUCCGAAAUAUAUGGUAUGUAUAUUAUCUACUACCUUCACGGUAUGUAUAAUCUCUACUACAGUAACAUAUAUGACAUCUCAAUUUUUUUAGUGGUUGUCUUAGAAAUAGAGAGUAUAAGUAUGUUGUGUGAUUCUUAAUAUUGGAAGUUUGUUAUAAUUACUCAAUUUGAAAUCACUGUCUAUUGAUAAUAAACACCCAGGGGUUGUAGAAAACAAUAUUGUGAUUUCUUUAAGUACAUUACAUUGUUUUACACAAAGUUGAAAUGGUAAUUUUUCUUUCGUAUGUCAAAUAUCAUUACCAAAAUUGAAAUCACUUUCGGUAGUCUAUCAUUUUCAAAUACCCAUGGGUUGUGAAUAUAGAGCGAUUCUUCAUUAUGUAUUGAAAGGAUCAUUACCGGAUUUUGAUAAUGUCUGUCAUUAGUUUCAAACACAUCCAGGGGGUGGAAUUAUAGUGUAAUUCUUUAUUAUGUACUUCAGGGGGCCGUCAGAACACACAAAAGUGUCAAGAAAUCGAUGAAUUUAUGAAUAUACAUCAAAUCUAGAAAAAAAAUUGAACAUGCAUUUUAUACGUUAACUUUGCUGGCUUUCCAUAGUUGCGACUGAUCAUUAGCAACUCUUUGUAAGACAGGGUUGUGUAUUUAUUGUGAUUUUCAAUACUGAGGGGUUGUGAAUAUAGUUUGAUUAUAAAAUGCACAUCGGAAAUCACUACCAAAUUUGAAAUCCCAUUUUCAAACACAAGGGUGUAGAUAUAGUGCGAAGCUUCAUAAUGUACAUCGGGGGGGGGUAUGAAAGUUGUCAGCACUGACAAUUUUUCAUUGAAAUCCUUGUUUUUGGUUGGCCAAGAAGCACUGGCCUCUGUUUACUCACAGCUUUCAUGAAACAAUCCCCAAAUUUCAUUACCAGUUUCACAUCACAUCCAGGGGUUGUAAAUUUAGUGUGAUUCUUCAAAAUGUGUAUAUCAUUAGAAAUCAGUCUUUCAUAGUCUUGUAAGUUUUUGUACAUAUUAUGCUUCAAAGUCCGUCCAUGAGCGGUUAUGUGUCUUUCAUGAAAUCAUGUAAUAUAUAGAGAUUAUAUUUGAUAAAUUCGAUUUUUUUCAUAUUCUGUAUGCACAAAGAUCAAUCCUAUUUACGUAUAUAUACCCUACAGUUCUAUUUAUCUUUGUGUGGUGAUGUUGAAUUUCAAUUUGUAUGUAAAAAGCCGUCCAUUUCUUUACCUUGCUACUUGAUAAUGACAUCCUGAAAUGUAACAUUGUUUGCAGUGUACAAGUAUGAUUGUGUAAAAUUUUUCUUUGCAUAAUUCUCUUAAAUAAAUACUGAUCACACUCUAA